Molecule: messenger RNA, 3030 nt
Organism: Pogona vitticeps (central bearded dragon)
Lineage: Eukaryota; Metazoa; Chordata; Lepidosauria; Squamata; Agamidae
Gene: C4H1orf210
Product: chromosome 4 C1orf210 homolog
Molecular function (GO): protein binding
Source: RefSeq, a predicted model, not a curated record
CACAGGAAGAGAGAGAGUGUGCACACACUGGAGUGAGAAAGCCAGAGAGGACACACACAAUCUGGUUCUGUUCCUGAGCUUCCUGAAGCAGAAUGAAAGAUACUUGGUGCCUUCAGAUCUCCAGUAUGUUCUUGGCCUGGUCUGUGGUAUCAGGACAUCCCUGCAACAUUGAUGAACAUGGAUGGGCUGCCUGCAGUGGGAAGAACCUUCUCCAUGUUCCAAAUACCCUUCCCAGGGACAUCACCAACUUGGACCUGUCUUUCAAUACUUUGAUAAUGCCCAGACAUGGAACCUUUCUGAGCAGCUUCCCUCUUCUACAUUCCCUAAACCUCUCCAGCAAUACCAUCCCUACUCUCUAUCCUUGGCUCUUUUGUAAUCUUGAGACUCUCCAGAUAUUGGAUAUAAGCAACUGCAGCAUUUCCCAUGUGCACCGAAACAGCUUCCGGGGUUUGAAAAACCUUCACACGCUACUCCUGAAGAACAACAAACUUCAGUUUCUGGACUUCUCCAUCUUCUCUGCCUCCAGGGCCCUUGUCCAUCUAGACUUGCAAAACAAUGAGCUGCCUUAUACAGAAGAGCUUGCUAUGUUUGCUGUGCAAAGAAGAUGCCAUAUCAAUCUGCGAGGGAACUUGUGGGUAUAUAAGGGCUCAAGCACUCCUUUCCAGCAAGUGCAUAGAGAAGAUAAGCAGACCUUACCUGUUUCACACCUGGAACUACAGGUUCAAGAGAUUAGAAUGUUGGACUUUCAGGACCUGGGCCAGAAAGGAAAACUUCGGGUUCCUCGGGAUGAAGGGUCAGCACCUAGUCAAGCCUCAACAGAGAAUGGGACAUUGACUGCCACACCACUACCAGUGAAGACUGGGAGAAGCUGGCCCUAUUUUGCUGGAUUUGUGCUUUUGGCUAUUGGUAUUUCCAUUGUGGUUGCAUUGGUUGCCAAAUGUAAAUUAAUGCAGAGGAACCGCACCAGCUACCAACAUCAACGGCUGCCUGAUUCCCGUUCCCUUGGAAGCACCCAUGCUGAGGAAGUUGAUGUGGAGGUGGCAUAUGCGAGGAACCAGAUGAUGGGUGGAGCAGUUGCCUGUCUUCCAGAAGAUGAUGAUGGCUUCAUUGAGGAUAACUACAUCGAGCCCAAUCGAGAUUUACAAGAAGAGGAAGAGGAGGAAGAAAUGGAAACAGGAAAAGAGGAACCAGAGCCACAUUUCAAACUCUAGGUCUGUUAGGAAUCAAGCUCCCGCUUUUCGUACCUCCCAGUAUGUGAUAAGCAAUUUUCUACUCCAUUUUCUAAGAGGAGCCAGUGAUUUUAUUAGUUUCUCUUUCCCAUUUUUUUUACUUUAAUCCACCUCACUUAACAGCAAGAAUCGCCUUACCAGCCAUUGUCUUUGCCGAAAGUUGUCUGUUCUCUAAAGUGAAGUACAUAGGAAUGCUGUGCAUUAUAUUGAGUCAGAUAAUGAGUUCAUCUAGAUCAGCUUUGACAGCUCUGACUGGUAGCAUUUCUUCAGGGUUUCAAGCAAGAUUCUUUCCUAGUUCUGCUUGGAGAUUCUUGGCAUUCCUUGGUGGCCUUCCACCCAAGUACUAACUAGGCCGAAGCUGCUCAUCUUCCAAAAUUAGCUGAGAUUGAAUGUGUUCAGGCUAGGAUGGUGGAGCUACCUAUAGAUAGGUAAUGUCUCAGUACCUUUCAUUUGUGUAGCCCCUGGUUACUCUUAUGUUAUACUCCCAUACAAGUGUCCAUAAGCUUGUAGUCAUAGACUACUGACAAACUCAUAUAAUUUUAUUAGGAAGCCCAGUCUCCUAAUAAAGGAAUUUUAAAAAAUAAUAAGAAAGCACGAACAAACAGCAUAUGAGGUAAAAUGCAAGAUGCUUGAGGGCACUGUCUAGACUUUCCUUAAAGCACAGGAUGGAGAUUGAGAAGAAUGACGAGAAAGAGGCAGCUAGUCAGCUGUCUCGCCCCAUGUUUCUUGAUGGCCUGUCCAGCCCAUGUCAAUGUUCUUCAUUUUACCUUAACUCUAGACAUGGAAUGAUGUCCAGAAAUGGCUUAGGGGGCUGUUGGAGUGGAGAUUGCAAAAAAAGGGUGCCCCAUGAUGCCAACAUGUGGGAGGGAGAGGCUGUGUUAGGUAUAUAGGUUUAUUGCAGUGUGUAUUCUGCUCCAGGUCUCAUUUAUAGCCAAAACCUUUGAGUGCUAUCUGUGGCAUAGGAGAGGCAAACUACUUUGUUUGCAGCUCUUGGCCAUUUUGGCCAGAAUACUUCCAAAACAGGAGAGACUAAAUAUCAAGGACUUUGACACAGGUAGCACAAUGUGUAACUCCUACCUGCUGCAACCACCAGCAUCACUCGUGAUAGCCACACCACACUCCUUAGGCUGAGGUUGAGUGGAGGGAGGUAUGUUUCCCUGUCUUGGAAACCGACUCUUUAGCAAAGGGAGAGUACUUGAGGCUAGCUUCUGUCUGAAGAAUCUUUGCAUUAAAAAGACAAUGUUAAUGAGCCAGAAAGUUUUGUGCACCCUUGGCUGCACCCUGUGCAUGCAGGUUUUGCCUAUUGACUGUGUAAUGCAGUAUUUCUUUCCCUCUGUAUAUGCAAUUUUUAUACCUUUACAUAACCUUUCCUGUUUAUGCUUCAUAAAAUUGAUUUAGCUGUUUCCCUGUGGUGAGAAAUCUGCAGUGCCUUUAUGCAGAGAACUGUAGCAGCAUUUCUUAUGAGCUUUUCUUUAUUCUUCUCACUGAUAACUAGAGCUUUGUUUGAUUGACAGUUGGCCAUUUGCAUUGUUUGAUCAAGUGCUCAGAUCCAAGAGCAAACAGCUUGCUAUGUGUUUGUUGCAAUGUAGCCAGAUACCAUUGCAUCAAGAGUCCUUUCAGAGGGUCUGUCUAUGCACAUGCUAGCACAGCUAUUUCCCUCUGUGCUUCUGUUGCAAUAAUAGGCCUUUUUGCAAGCACUGAGAUUGCCAUUUUCUAAAAUUUCUUGGAGACACGCGAGUCUCCUUUUUUUCCGUUUCCAUUCCAUUUUCAAGUUGGAGGGCUGGUGGCUUGCCUUUUCAUA